Didymodactylos carnosus is the source of this 1089-nucleotide messenger RNA. The record is from the annotation of a GenBank genome assembly. NCBI's taxonomy places the organism in Eukaryota, Metazoa, Rotifera, Eurotatoria, Philodinida, Philodinidae.
AUGGCACAUCAAACAACACAUCGUCCCCCGGCUGUAGUUUUCGAUCGAAUUUUAUCAGAAAUACAUCUGGGGUUAACGUCAUCUGUGCGCGGUUUCAUAUUAGCGUGGAACAAUGAUUACGUGUGGAAAACACAAUUAAAAUCCUUCUCUAGCUUAUUGAUUUCAACGUUGACUGUUUAUGUUGUCAUCGUAUGUUUUUGUAUUCCAUUUCGUAUGUUACUUUGGUUUCUAUCGUUCAGCCCUCUGUUCAAUACCGAAACAUACGCUCAUUUACAUGAUCUGCUGUCACCGUCGAAUUUAUUGGUUCGUCUGUGUUGGUUCAUACCAUUAUUCGCCGUCUUCGUCAUGAACAAUUUACUAGGCUAUGAGAAGGUGUUUUUCUCUGUUCUUUAUUCUCUUCAUCCAACGUUUGCUUACCAAUUACAGUUAAGACCUCGUCAAAAGUUUUUAACUAUGUUAUAUUAUUUUAUUCGACGUACGACGAUUCUACUUGGUUUUGUUAUGUUAAUCAACUUGUUUCGAUCAGUACCCUUAUUAGGUCGUUUUGUUCCUGCUUUGUGGCUGUUAAAUUAUGUUCGUCAUACACUCUCACACACUAAAAGUUUAGCAGUUCGAGUUGUUCUUUUAUCAAUGAUUGCUAUCGUAGCAUUUUUCGAACCUAUCCAGUCGUACGCUAUGUCACUAUUACACAUUCAGCUGGCAGCAACAUCUCUUGCUCGAGAAUUAUUCGACACCUAUUUAUCUCGACUUCAUCAUACGAAAACGCCUUUACCACCAGUACCUCUUGAGAAACCUCAAGUUUAUUCAAAUACAUUAUCUACAUCAUUUUAUAUGUUUGGUUUUCAACUUCCCAAAAUAAUUCAACCAUUGCCGCUUUCAACAAUACACGAACUUGCUCCUCACAAACAUGUUCGACACUUUUUACGUAAACAUUAUGUAUCUUUACUUAUAUUUACUUUGCCCUAUGUAUUUUUAUUGUCUAUACCGUUGUUUGGCUUUUUCUGUGUCGGUUUUGCGCAUGGUGCAGCUGCGUAUGCUCUUUUGGCUAUUAUGCAAGCUGAAAUAGAGAGAAAACAGCAGCAGCAGUGA